This is a messenger RNA of Atta colombica, 786 nucleotides long. RefSeq names its product oocyte zinc finger protein XlCOF6-like. The transcript is spliced from 5 exons. The record is from RefSeq and is a predicted model, not a curated record. Lineage: Eukaryota; Metazoa; Arthropoda; Insecta; Hymenoptera; Formicidae. Gene Ontology annotation, biological process: regulation of DNA-templated transcription. Bases 1 to 786 code for a protein of 261 amino acids. Gene Ontology annotation, molecular function: RNA polymerase II cis-regulatory region sequence-specific DNA binding; DNA-binding transcription factor activity, RNA polymerase II-specific.
AUGUUGAAAGUCGAAUAUCAUUACUCAAACUACCCUGCAUUAUUCGCGGCAUUGAUGGAAGCGAAAUCUGCCUGUGAAGAUCCUCUUGCAAUCGAUGCAUAUCAGUCUGAUGAACUCAAAUACACAUACAAGGAUUCCCAUCGAUCCAAAAGGAAGUACAAGACGCGUCAUUAUUAUCGCAAAGACAACUCGGGUCCUUCCUCAUUCGCGAAGCAUAUCUGCGAGUUUUGCGGCAAAAUUUACGGGACUCGGGGUUCGCUAAAAUAUCAUCGGUUUAUGGAAUGCGGAAAGGAACCUAACUUCGCCUGCACCUUCUGCAGCUACAGGUCUAUCAGGAAAAGCAACGUGCUCAGACACGUGCACUUAGUGCACUAUCAAGAAUGCUUCAUCAAUUAUACGUGGAGAAUGUCUAAAGGUCUGACGAAGGAGAACAGGAAUAUGUUCGACCUAGAGGAGGAAUCCAUGGAUAUGCCAAUACAAACGCAGGAGAAAACGAUGCCGUUUGCUGAGCUGAAGAUACCAAAUGCUAGGAAUUACGUCAAUAAGCCGCUCGGCCAAUUCGCUUGCGCUAGAUGCGGCCGUUCAUAUAGAAGGAAGGACUCGUUGCAACGCCACGAGCAUUGGGAGUGUGGCAAGGAGCCACAAUUUAAAUGCCCAUAUUGCCCGCAACGUUGUAAACGCAAAGCACAUUGGCAACGUCACAUACGUCGCCAGCAUCAGGAUAAAGUGGAUAUGGAACAGUAUCUAGACUCUAGAACACCUAAACUCAAAAUAGAGAUUGACUGA